CAAAACCAUACUCUUCACCUUAUAAGAUACAUAACAAAGAAGCAAAGAAUAUUAAAGCAUCAAUGGAUGGUUUAAUACCAAUUGUGUUUAAGGCUGUGAAGAAGAACCUUACUCGCCGUCGUUACGAGCGUCUCUCCUCCACCACCACCACCACAACUCGUGAGUCUUGCGACGUUGAAAUGAACGUGGACGGUCACCAUCGACGUCGCUGGUCCAUAGGAGAUAUCUCAUCGUUAUCAAGCCGAGAAACAAAAAGAACCGGCGGUGGAGCUACGGAGAAGGGUUGUUCUCCGCCGGAAGGUCAUCAGCUCGUGAGGUAUAAGAGCCAUCGUUUGUUUUCUUGCAUCACAGGUCAAUAAUAUACUUAUCAAUUCAAGAAAAUACUAGUAAAUAUGAAUAUCUUUCGUGUUUUAGAUUACAAAAAAAAAAAAGCUAAAAAGAUGUGUGAUAUGGGUCAUGUACGCAUUAUGGUGAUGAUCUUCUCAUGUCGUAACGUUUACAGUGAGGGGGGUUUGUUGUGGAAAUGUAUAUUAAUGGGUCUUAAACGAGAAAAAAAAAACUUGUAUGGGUCAAGUGUCCAAAAGAAUCUAUAAUCCAAAGAAGACAAUGCCGCC
Molecule: messenger RNA, 614 nt
Organism: Eruca vesicaria subsp. sativa (arugula)
Lineage: Eukaryota; Viridiplantae; Streptophyta; Magnoliopsida; Brassicales; Brassicaceae
Source: the annotation of a GenBank genome assembly